ACCAUCAUCAUCAUUAAUCGGUUGUAAUUGUUCAACUUAUUAUUGUUGUUGUUGUUGUGAUUUAUCAUCAUCACGAUUAUCAACGACAAUUGAUGAUAAUCAACAACAACAUCGUUAUGGAACAUCAGGCUGUCUGUUAUAUACUAACCGGUAUUGCAAUCAUCAUUAUUUGUGGAUGGACAUUUGUUUGGUUUAUGCAUUUUUUGGCAUUAGUUCAUGGCAAAAGAGUAUUACAUAAAAAAAUCGAUACCGAUUCAAUAAAAGAAAUGUCAUUACCAGGCGUGUCCAUUAUAAAGCCUUUAGUUGGUAUUGAUCAAAAUCUUUAUUCCAAUAUGGAAACAUUUUUUCAACUAAAUUAUCCAAAAUUUGAGCUAUUAUUCUGUGUUCAAGAUGAAAAAGAUGCUGCCAUUAUUUGUGUUAAAAAUUUAAUACAAAAAUAUCCACAAAUCGAUGCACGUCUAUUUAUCGGUGGCCUUAAAGUUGGUGUUAAUCCUAAAAUUAAUAAUAUGCAACCAGCAUAUUUAUCAUCGAAAUAUGAACUUAUACUUGUUUCGGAUGCUGGUAUUCGAAUGCAAAAUGAUACAUUAUUAGAUAUGGUAUGUGCCAUGAAAGAAGAUGUUGCACUUGUCCAUCAAAUGCCAUUCGUUUGUGAUCGAAAAGGAUUUCCUGCCGUUCUGGAAAAAGUUUAUUUUGGAACGGCACACGCACGUAUAUACCUCUCAGCCGAUUGUCUAAAUAUCAACUGUCCAACGGGAAUGUCUGCAUUGAUGCGAAAAGAUUUACUUGAAGAAGUUGGAGGUAUUGCCGCAUUUGGCAAUUAUUUAGCCGAAGAUUUUUUCUUUGCAAAAUCAUUCACUGAUAGAGGCUAUAAAUUAAGAAUUAGUACACAGCCAGCAUGGCAAAACUCAUAUACAUCUGAUAUUGAAACGUUCCAGAAGCGUAUUACAAGAUGGGCCAAAUUAAGGAUAGCCAUGAUACCACAUAUGAUAUUGUUGGAACCAUUGUCCGAAUGUUUUGUAUUAGGUGCAAUGGCCUCGUGGGCUAUCAGCUAUUUAAUACAAAUCGAUCCAUUUGCCAUUUAUUUGUUUCAUAUAUUAUUGUGGUUUCUUUUAGAUUAUACGCUUUUAUCAAUCAUUCAAAACUCAUCAUUAUCAUUCAGUAAAAUUGAUUUUGUCAUUGCAUGGCUGUUACGCGAAUCAUUCGCAUUGGUCCUAUUUACAAGAGCUUUAUGGGAACCAGAUAUUAGUUGGCGUACAGGAACAUAUAAAUUAAAAUGGGGUGGUAUUGCCGAAGAAGUCAAACCUAAAUUAUAGCAGCUUAUUAUCUACAAACAAAAAAAAUUUUCCUAUUAUUUCCUUCAAAUCAUUCAUCAGCAAUUGUUUUCAAAUCAAUUUGUAAAUAAAUCAAUCAACGCCUUGCACAUAAAUAAACAUACCCAGUGAUUCA
Dermatophagoides pteronyssinus (European house dust mite) is the source of this 1446-nucleotide messenger RNA. RefSeq names its product ceramide glucosyltransferase (gene GlcT). Gene Ontology annotation, cellular component: membrane. Gene Ontology annotation, molecular function: ceramide glucosyltransferase activity. The record is from RefSeq and is a predicted model, not a curated record. Lineage: Eukaryota; Metazoa; Arthropoda; Arachnida; Sarcoptiformes; Pyroglyphidae. Gene Ontology annotation, biological process: glucosylceramide biosynthetic process.